GUGAUCGUCUUGCUCCAUUUCAAACCGAUCUAUUCUCGACAGCUUUCUUAUCGAUUUGAACUAAUUAAAUAUUCAUCUGUGUCUUGCUUGUUAUCUUCUUCCUUGAUUUUCUGGAAAUAAAGAAAAAGGGAAUAUAUGGAGACUUUAACGCUCACCGGAUUACUGAAAAGGGUCGCCGGUGAAUUUCCUCACCGGCGAGCUAUUUCAGUAUCUGGAAAAUUCGAUCUGACGCACGCUCGUCUUCACGAACUGGUUGAAGGCGCCGCCGCUUGCCUUGUCGCCGCCGGGAUUAAACCUGGCGAUGUUGUUGCACUCACCUUCCCAAACACUGUUGAGCUCGUGAUAAUGUUUCUGGCUGUAAUACGCGCAAGAGGAACGGCUGCACCGCUGAACCCAGCCUACACAACCGAGGAGUUCGAGUUCUACCUGUCCGAUUCAGAGUCAAAAAUGUUGUUAACAUCGAAAGAGGGUAACAACUCGGCUCAAGCUGCGGCUUCCAAGCUCAACAUCCCGCAGGCGAGCGUGACGCUUCCCUCUGCUGACUCAGAACUCGAUAUUUCGCUUCCUCGUCCUGAGUUGGACCACAACAUGAUUACGAAACUCGCCAAUGACCCAUCCGACGUGGCGCUUUUCCUCCACACAUCUGGCACCACAAGCCGGCCCAAGGGAGUGCCACUGACUCAGCUCAACUUGGCCUCCUCGGUGAAAAACCUUAUGUCAGUCUACAGACUCACUGAGUUUGACUCGACCGUGAUUGUCCUACCGCUAUUUCAUGUUCACGGCUUGUUAGCUGCGCUUCUUAGCUCCCUAGGUGCUGGUGGCGCCGUGACUCUGCCAGCCGCUGGCAGAUUCUCGGCUUCUACAUUUUGGGAAGACAUGAAGAAGUACAGAGCCACGUGGUACACUGCGGUCCCUACGAUUCACCAGAUUAUUCUAGAUCGCCACUCAAGCAAGCCGGAAACCGACUACCCGAAGCUUCGGUUUAUUCGAAGCUGCAGCGCAUCCUUGGCGCCGGCUAUUCUGGCUCAGCUCGAGGCGGUAUUUGGCGCGCCGGUUUUGGAGGCUUACGCGAUGACCGAGGCGAGCCACUUGAUGUGUUCAAAUCCUUUGCCUGAAGAUGGUUCGCAUAAGCCUGGGUCAGUGGGUAAACCGGUGGGUCAAGAGAUGGCUAUUUUGGACGAGAAUGGUACGCCACAAGAGGCACAAGCUAGCGGUGAGGUGUGCAUCAGGGGACCUAACGUUACUAGGGGUUAUAAAGAAAAUCCAGAAGCAAACAAAGCCGCUUUUCAAUUCGGGUGGUUUCACACGGGAGAUGUCGGGUUUCUCGAUUCGGACGGGUACUUGCAUCUUGUGGGUCGGAUCAAGGAGCUGAUUAACCGUGGAGGUGAGAAAAUUUCUCCAAUUGAAGUGGAUGCUGUGCUUCUAUCUCAUCCGGACAUUGCUCAGGCCGUCGCAUUUGGGGUUCCUGACGACAAAUACGGUGAAGAGAUCAACUGUGCAGUAAUUCCAAGAGAAGGAUCAAAUCUUGAUGAGCCUGAAGUGGUGAGAUUCUGUAAGAAGAAUCUGGCAGCUUUCAAGGUCCCCAAGAAAGUUUUCAUUACAGAUUCUCUCCCUAGGACUGCAACUGGGAAAAUUCAGAGGAGAAUCGUGGCAGAGCACUUCCUUGCUCAAAUCUCAACUGCUAAACUCCCCAAGUUUGGAGCCUAAACAAAAUUUAGAAUUUACUUUAUAGCUGGAAGGAAGGAGUACUCUAUUUAUAUUUUGCAAUUUAGAAUUACUUGUUCCUUUUCUAGCAGAUCAAAAUUGAAAAAUUAGUAGUUAGUAGCUGCAGAAAUUAUAUUACUGUUGUUUCUACUUUUUUUUUUUUUUUUUUCAGUGAAUUUUCUAGUUGUCUGAUGUCAAUUGAAUCAUCAUUAUUCAAAAAGAUUUGAGGAA
Messenger RNA from Carica papaya (papaya), 1935 nucleotides. RefSeq names its product AMP-dependent synthetase and ligase family protein (gene AAE3). The record is from RefSeq and is a predicted model, not a curated record. NCBI's taxonomy places the organism in Eukaryota, Viridiplantae, Streptophyta, Magnoliopsida, Brassicales, Caricaceae. Gene Ontology annotation, molecular function: medium-chain fatty acid-CoA ligase activity. Gene Ontology annotation, biological process: fatty acid metabolic process.